Molecule: messenger RNA, 1704 nt
Organism: Theileria equi strain WA
Lineage: Eukaryota; Apicomplexa; Aconoidasida; Piroplasmida; Theileriidae
Exons: 1
Coding region: 1-1704 (567 amino acids)
Source: RefSeq, a predicted model, not a curated record
AUGGCAGAAGAUGGAGUAACCAUAGAUUUCUCACAAAACAAAAAGCCACCUAAUGGUGGAGAUACUACAUACCCAGGAUAUUCUACCGGAACUGGUAAGAAUAUUACCAUUAAGGUCACAAGUGCUAAUGAACCUAAGGACUCUAACUUCUGGAAGUAUGAACAUAGGCUUGAGACUGGAAACCAACCAUUCAAGCUUUCAAGAGUAUGGGAUGAUCGGAGUAAUCCUAUUCCGGGGAUUCCUCCUAAUGAAUCCGAUAAUAAGGUAACCUCAGUUUCCGCCUAUUACUGGAGGUAUGAACCUGGUGGGACACCUGCUAAGGCUCUUGUAGCUGAAGUAGUAUAUAGUGGGAAUAAGACAUACUAUAGGAACAGUAGUGGAGGUGGUAAAAACUGGAUUCUACUAACUGGAGAUAAAAGUUCUCAUCCUCCACUACUCUAUGGUGACAUUGAAAGAGCACUAGAUGACUUGGUUUGUGAAUAUUACGGUGCAGUUACUAUGAAUCUUUUCAAGGUUGUAUCCGUUAAUCUCAGCAGCAAAGUAUCCACAGGUAAUAAUAAGUACUGUUGCGCUUUCCAUAGUCCUAAUGGUGGUGGCGAAGGAAAAGUAUCUGUUAACAGAGGGACUGUUCCAGCUGGUUCCAAAGAUAUUGAAUACUACAAACACUUCAUUGACAACGGAACUAAACUCGCAGGUAUUAAGACUAAUUCUGGUCUUCCAAGAAAAAGAAUAACUGCUCUCGGACUAGACUUUCCCAUUCAAGGUUCUCUCACUAUUUAUGCAUUCUACUGUAACCAGAGGAGUAGUCCUGUACUGAUAUAUGUCAAAGAUGGAAAUCCUCCCGUUAAUAAGUGGUUCAGGCAAAUAGCUGGUGAUACAUGGCAGAAUGUACCGGACAUAUCUAAGGAUCCAGAGAACAUCAAAAGCUGUAGUGACGAGGGAUUUAAAGCACUUGUGAAGGAACUAAGAGACUUUGGAUGUAACUAUUCAACAUGUAAAGAGCCUGUUCAAUCCUCACCUCAACAAGCUGCUGGUGGUUCUGUUGGAUCUAAGGGUGGUGCUACUGGUACUGUUAAUACUGAAGAAGCUGGUAAUUCUCUUCCUGCUGAAGAAAUUAAAGUAGAAAUAGGUACUCAAGGACAACCUACUCCUGGUACUGCUCAGUAUACUGUAGACGCUCAACAACAAACUGAUACUCCUAAUGCUACUGCUGAAGCUCCUGGUCCUUCUGAUGCUAGUGAUGAUAAAGAUGCUAAAGCUGCUGCUGAUCCUGGUCAACCUAUAGGUAGUAGUGCUGAUGGUGGAGAACUUACUCCUACUGGUGAUACUGAUGAAGGUGCUGGAGCCAAAGGAGUUCCUGAAGGACCUGCUAAACCUAAGGGAGGACAAAAUACUGAUGUUACUUCUACUGAUUCUCGUCUAUCCUCAGCUCAACAAGGUGUUGGUCCUGAUGGUAAAAUGGAACCUGCUACUGGUCUUGAAGAACCUGCUCCUAAAGCUCCUGAAGGUGAUUCUGGUACUGCUUCUGCUCAACGUCAAGGAGAUUCUUCUCAUUGGGAAGUACCUACUGGAAUAUUUGGUGGCGUCUUUACAGUAUCAGGAUUAGUUGGCUUCAUUGGAUUCAAGUUCUAUAGGAGUCAUAAUGGAGACCCUUGGGUUAAACAUAGGCAUCCUAUAGAGUAUUUAAAGAAUGUAUCAUAUUGA